ACUUGGCGCAGCUAAUAGCGCCAGAGCGAAAAGGAAACAGAGGACUUGAGUUGACAGCGUGACAGAUUAACUAAGAGGGGGACCUUUGGGAAGGAUCUGCAGCCUGGUGGCUGUCAGUGAGCGACAGCAGCGCGUUUGGACCGAGCGGUGAAAGAGAUCAGCCUCGUUUCUAAAGGCGUCCGGAGCGCAGCGCAGCGCAGCGCCGCAGCCUGAACACGGAGCAGAAAGGACGCCUGACGCUGCUGCGAUUACAACUUCAUGGCACUGAGUUAAACUAAGCAGUUGCAACACAAGAAGAAAGAAGCCUUUAUAUUUACCACAACAGGAAGGAGAUCUCUUUCUAUCUUUGCCUCUGUAAGACUACCCCAGGACAUUACAGCUAAAACCAGAACAACAGAAGCUCAUACAACCACUUCAUCUAACUCGGGACAACUUAAGGGAAAUGGAGAACUGACAACUGAAGGCAAAAAAGGCACAAAAAAAGGCUGUUCCUUCCAUAAGUCCGCCCUCGACAUGUCAGGGCUUAAGCGUCAUCAUGAUGGGAAGAUUGCUGGGCUGUACGAUCUUGAUAAGACUCUGGGCCGCGGACACUUUGCAGUGGUCAAACUGGCACGUCAUGUCUUCACCGGAGAGAAGGUUGCAGUAAAGGUGAUAGAUAAGACUAAGCUGGACCCGGUAGCACGGGGUCACCUUUUCCAAGAGGUCAGAUGCAUGAAAAUGGUACAGCACCCCAACGUGGUUCGCCUUUACGAGGUCAUCGACACAGCCACCAAGCUCUACCUCAUUCUGGAGCUGGGCGAUGGGGGAGACAUGUACGACUGCAUCAUGAAGCAUGACGGAGGUCUCAGCGAAGAGGUCGCCAAGUGUUACUUUGCCCAGAUUGUCCACGCCAUCUCCUACUGCCACCGGCUCCAUGUGGUCCACAGGGACCUGAAGCCUGAAAACGUGGUUUUCUUUGAGAAGCAGGGAGUCGUCAAGCUCACAGAUUUUGGUUUCAGCAACCGCUUUCAGCCGGGAAAGACGCUGAACACAUCCUGCGGCUCGCUGGCUUACUCUGCUCCUGAAAUAUUGCUGGGGGACGAGUACGACGCUCCUGCUGUUGAUAUCUGGAGUCUGGGGGUGAUCCUCUUCAUGCUGGUGUGCGGUCAGCCCCCUUUUCAGGAGGCUAACGACAGCGAGACCCUGACCAUGAUCAUGGACUGUAGAUACACAGUGCCUCCGCAUAUCUCCCAUGCCUGCAGAGACCUUAUAGGCCAUAUGCUGCAGAGAGACCCAAAGAAACGAGCUACCCUAGAGCAGAUCGAGAGCCACGAAUGGCUCCAAGGUGUCGACCCCUCCCCAGCCACCAAGCUGUCCACCCCUCUGGUGUCGUAUCGCAGUUUAUCCGAGGAGGAGCACGGAUCCAUCAUUCAACGCAUGGUCCUGGGAGGCAUCGCAGACAGAGACGCCAUAACUGAGGCUCUGGAGUCUAACCAGUACAACCACAUAACAGCUACCUACUUUCUGCUGGCGGAGAGGAUGCUGAGGGAUAGGCAGGAAAAAGAACAGCACAACCAGACACGAUCGCCGAGCCCCAGCAAGGCCCAGUUCAGGCAAUCCUGGCCUACCAGAGUAGAUGUACACCAGGAAGUCAGUGAUGGCAUUGGAGGUCCAGCUAUAUCCCACCCUGGGGGCCCCCAGUCCCCUGCCAGAAGCGCUGAGAGCCUCCACAAAGGUCCCAGGCCUAAAACCGCUUUGCUCGACCUCAAUCAGCGGCAGGAGAUCCAGACCCCAUCUUCCAGCCAACAACAGCCAGCAAGGCAGAAUCAGGAAAAGAGUUCGAGGUCUCUGGGGAAGCCCCACUCCAACCCCCUCAGGUUGGGCUCUCUGGGGUCCUUGGGUCCUUGCAAACCACGUAGUCCCAGUCUUUUCAGUGUUGAAGAGGACGAGGAAGAAGAAGGUGCAGAAGAUAAAUGCUUGCCCCCUUCUGCUUUACCUUCUCAAGUCGUGCUGCGUUCCAAAACCUCCUGCUCCUCUUCCUCAACAUGCUCCGCUGGUAAUCGUAUGACUUCUAGAAUGAGUGCUCCAGUUUUAAAUCAGAUCCACGAGGAAGACAAAGAGGAUGAUGAAGAGGAGGAAUGUAUAGAAUUACAUGGACUUUGUCCUCCUAAGCCAAGUCUUAGCCUAAAUCUGAACUCUAGAAUACCAUCACCCUCAACGCUUAUGUCCUCUCCCAAGUCGCCAACAAAUGCCACUCUAACUCCCAGCUCAGAGACAAGUGAUGAUGAAACAGAAAGUCCCUUUAAUUCACAUUCAUUGACUGUAGUGGGACAAGAGGAUGAAAGAGAGAGGGAGGUGGACAGUGAGAAAAGAGUGGCCGGGCAGGGUAGUCCCCCCAACUGUGCCAGUCCAGGAUCGGGGUCACUGCAGGGAAAAGGUACAGCAAAAGCAGCCAGUGGGCUGGUGGAAAGCCUAAAACUCAUGAGUCUAUGUCUGAGCUCGCAGUUCCACAACCUGACGGGGGGAGGAGGAGGUGUCAGCGGCGGCGGUGGUAGCGGUAGCAGCGGUGGCGGCAUUAGCAGCAGCGUUGGGGCUGACCCCCAAGAGCGCCCCAUGUGGAGGAUGUGCAUGGGCGGCUCCACCGGCAGCCUGGACAAAGUGUCGCUGCUUGGCGGGCCCUCCCCGAAGGGCAACCUUUACCACCAGCCCCCACUGGGAGACGUUCUGGCGGAUCCUCUGCUGGAUGGACCUUGCACUGCAACACUGAGACUUGGGGAACUGGAUUUGGCUAGAGAAAACCACAGGAACAUAAAGAACCGUGCGCUGCAAAUGCCUUUGAACGAGAAAACAUUGUCCGUCAACAUUCACCGGAGCCCCAAGGAGGGUUUGCUCUGCACCCCUACCCCACACAGCUGCUGCCAGGUCAUAUAGUGUCGCAGCCGCAUUAACCACACUCCAUGUCUCCCUCUUGUAUCACUCUUCUUCCUGCUGUCAUUUAACUGCAUCCACUGGUUGUCAUAAGUUUACACUCUUUGUGUUUUCCUUGUUUGGUUUUGAUUAACACCUAAUGGUGGGUAGCUGGGAGGGGAUCCAAAUGCAAAAAUUGCACAUUUGGAGACAUAAAAUGUCUCCAAGGAGGAGUGUGUGUGUGUGUAAGUAUGUGAAGCACUUUCAGUAAAUUAAACAGAACACUAAGGGGAUGUUUUAACUUGACGGUGUGUUUAAUCUGAGACUUUAAAAAUAGAAGCAGUUCGAGGAGUCGAAAAGCCUGCUUCUUCACACUACUUCUACUGUAAGUACACAGUGCUCACACCUACAUCACUGAAAUAAGCUGACAAAUGAAAACUGGCGAGCUUUAGUGUUGUGUUACAUAUCAUGAUUUUGUUCCAGUUUUUUUUUAAUACUUUUAUUUUAUUUUAGACAGUUUUGUAUUAUCCUGAUUGAAAUAUUUAAACUUUCUGUUUUCAUUUAAGUGUGGGGGAAAAAAGACAGGAAGAAAACACUUAAGCACUUAAGCGUGAGAGAGGCACACGAUAUAUUUUUAGCACAUUUUAUUUAUCUUGAAGUUUGCAGAAAGAAAACGCACACUGAUUUUGUUUUAUUUUAUUUGUAAGAUCUCUGCAUAGUUUGUACAUAUGUGUAUAGCUUGAAAGUACUCUGUACCUGUAGUAUUAAUGGUAAAGUUGUAUCGCAGUAGAGACCUGAAUGCUAGAUCCUUGUACACCAUUAUUCCGUCAUUACUUGAUUCUCAAGGUCUUGGUUGAAUCCAGAGCUGUUUGUGUUUAACGCCUGGAAAAAGAACAUUUAAGUAAGGUAAAAGGCAGCUCUGAAAACUCAAGCUCAUUUUGUGAGGAAGAAAAGAAAAAUAAUCAAAAAAAAAACCUCUUGGUGCAUCCACAAACCGCGUCCAUCUUGUAGUUUUCCAUGAGCACAGUAGCCACUGCUGUAGCGUAUUCCAAGACUACAACAAAGGGGUUUUACGAGAACACAACACUCCCCCCACCCAAGUGUUGAUCUUUGUACCUGAAUGUGUGACCCACCCCUAGUGGAAUAUAUAAACCAAUGACAGUGCAUGUGUUUUUGCUGUAGCAACAUCAUUUCUUACCCACAAGGUCAAAACCACCUGUCGUCUCUACCUAAGUAAACAGAAAGAAACGGUCACUUUACUGUAACCUCACAGCAAUACCAGCAACUACAAAAUGUACAAUGGAUGUGCCAUAAAUCUGUCUUAAUUAUAUUGUACUGUAUGUAUAUGAUAGAGAUCUAUUACAAUAAAAUGAUGUGU
Cyprinodon variegatus (sheepshead minnow) is the source of this 4264-nucleotide messenger RNA. RefSeq names its product SNF related kinase (gene snrk). Bases 514 to 2910 code for a protein of 798 amino acids. The transcript has 8 exons. NCBI's taxonomy places the organism in Eukaryota, Metazoa, Chordata, Actinopteri, Cyprinodontiformes, Cyprinodontidae. The record is from RefSeq and is a predicted model, not a curated record. Gene Ontology annotation, molecular function: tau-protein kinase activity; protein serine/threonine kinase activity; ATP binding. Gene Ontology annotation, cellular component: cytoplasm. Gene Ontology annotation, biological process: microtubule cytoskeleton organization; protein phosphorylation; intracellular signal transduction.